Schizosaccharomyces osmophilus is the source of this 723-nucleotide messenger RNA. It is a transcript of the gene hnt3, whose product is annotated as aprataxin Hnt3. Gene Ontology annotation, cellular component: nucleus. The transcript has 2 exons. Bases 1 to 723 code for a protein of 240 amino acids. Gene Ontology annotation, biological process: double-strand break repair; single strand break repair. Gene Ontology annotation, molecular function: single-stranded DNA binding; mismatched DNA binding; double-stranded RNA binding. Lineage: Eukaryota; Fungi; Ascomycota; Schizosaccharomycetes; Schizosaccharomycetales; Schizosaccharomycetaceae. The record is from RefSeq and is a predicted model, not a curated record.
AUGUCAAAUUCUGCUGACGCAUUUAAACUCUUAAUGGAGACUCAAAACAAAAGCACUCCUCUUGUAAAAAGGAAGCCUCAACGACUCUCUUUUCGAGAUAACUUGCGAGCGUACAUUGAACAUCCUCAGGCCCACAACAAUGUGUUAUAUUACGAUGAAGAUUUUGUCUUUAUCAGGGACAAGUAUCCAAAAUCAAAAAUGCAUUUGCUGUUGAUGCCACGGGAUCCCUCGGUAACGUUGGUUCACCCUUUGGAAAUCCUAGGAAAGCACAGGCCAUUAGUAGACAAGUUGAAUUUUAUGGUGUUUCAAAAACUUCCGGAUUUAAUAAUGAAAGAGGCUAGAAACAGUCUUUUUCCGGAUUCUGAUUUAUCCUCAAGGGUCCCUUCAAAAUCGCUUUGGGAUUUCAUCAAAUUAGGAUUCCAUGCAGGACCGUCCAUGAAUAAUCUUCAUUUGCAUGUUAUGACCCGGGAUCACGUGUCUCCAAGUAUUAAACAUAAUGCUCAUUACAUUUCAUUUAACUCUCCAUUUUUUGUUAACAUUGACACUCCUGUCUCUCAGCUUCCGGUUCGGGGAUCGCUUUCCUACUUAUUCCAACAAGAUGUAUGUUGUUAUCGUUGUGAUGAAUCUUUUGGAAGGCAAUUUUCCAAGCUAAAAGGCCAUCUAUCAGAGGAGUUGGAAUCAUGGUUACAGGAAACUUUGGAACGUGAAGCAUUACAUACUUGA